ACACACACUAAAGAAUAUUGAGAAAAAAUAGCACUAUUUUCUUCUAAUUUUUCAAAUGGAUUUUUUCUCAACUUCUUCGCUUUCCCCUUAUUAUCAUCUCAUUUUCACUAUUUUAGCAUUUGUUAUUUCUACCUUAAUUUACUUGUUAACCAAAAAAAACAAUUCAAAAAAACUAAGGUUACCUCCCGGUCCACCGGGAUGGCCGGUAGUCGGUAACCUUUUACAAGUCGCACGAUCUGGAAAACCAUUUUUCCAGAUCAUGCGCGAACUUCGUCAGAAGUACGGUCCUAUUUUUACCCUAAGAAUGGGUACUAGGACCAUGAUCAUUAUAAGCAACGCGGACUUAGUCCACGAAGCAUUGGUCCAAAAAGGUCAGGUUUUCGCGAGUAGACCUCGCGAAAACCCGACCAGGACCGUGUUUAGUUGUGACAAGUUUACGGUCAAUGCGGCCGUAUACGGGCCAGUUUGGAGGUCAUUACGGAAAAAUAUGGUACAAAACGGGCUUAGCUCAAUAAAGCUAAAAGAGUUUCGGGCCGUACGAAAAAGCGCUAUGGAUAAGAUGAUAGAGAAAAUUCGGGCCGAGGCUGAUGCAAAUGACGGCGUAGUUUGGGUGUUGAAAAACGCCCGAUUUGCCGUCUUCUGCAUCCUACUCGCGAUGUGUUUUGGGGUCGAGAUGGACGAAAAAACGAUUGAAAUGAUCGAUCAAAUGAUGAAAAGUGUUUUGAUUGCGCUUGAUCCCAGACUGGAUGAUUAUUUACCAAUUUUAAGCCCGUUUUUCUCUAAACAAAGAAAACGGGCCAUGGAUGUUAGAAAACAACAAAUUGAAACAAUUGUGCCAUUUAUUGAAAAACGUAAGAAGAUUCUAGAAAGUCCAGAAAUUGAUGAAACUGCAGCUUCAUUUUCAUACCUUGACACACUUUUUGAUCUCAAAAUUGAAGGUAGAAAUUCAGCGCCGACGAAGCCAGAACUAGUCACAUUAUGUUCAGAGUUUCUUAACGGAGGGACAGACACAACGGCAACAGCAAUAGAGUGGGCCAUAGGUAGAAUUAUUGAAAAUCCAAGUAUACAAUCGCGAUUAUACGAAGAAAUAAAAAAUACUGUUGGAGAAAAUAAAGUCGAUGAAAAAGACAUAGAAAAAAUGCCAUAUUUAAACGCGGUAAUAAAAGAAUUAUUACGUAAGCAUCCACCUACGUACAUGUCAUUGACCCAUGCAGUAACGGAGCCAGCUAAAUUGGGCGGGUAUGAUAUACCCACUGAUGUAAAUGUUGAGAUUUUCUUACCCGGGAUUUCGGAUGACCCGAAUUUAUGGUCCGAACCCGAGAAGUUUGACCCAGAUAGGUUUUUUUUGGGUAAGGAGGACGCGGAUAUGACAGGUAUAUCGGGUGUGAAAAUGAUACCAUUUGGUAUGGGUCGGAGGAUUUGCCCCGGUUUGAAUAUGGCAACGGUCCAUGUGAGUUUAAUGUUGGCCCGAUUAAUUCAAGAAUUCGAAUGGUCCGACCCGGAAAAUACCCGAGUGGAUUUUACUGAAAAAUUGGAAUUUACUGUGGUGAUGAAAAAUACUCUAAGAGCUAAAAUUAAACCAAGAAUGUAAUAAUUAAUUUAAU
Molecule: messenger RNA, 1604 nt
Organism: Solanum stenotomum
Lineage: Eukaryota; Viridiplantae; Streptophyta; Magnoliopsida; Solanales; Solanaceae
Product: cytochrome P450 77A2
Exons: 2
Coding region: 56-1591 (511 amino acids)
Cellular component (GO): membrane
Molecular function (GO): heme binding; oxidoreductase activity, acting on paired donors, with incorporation or reduction of molecular oxygen, NAD(P)H as one donor, and incorporation of one atom of oxygen; iron ion binding
Source: RefSeq, a predicted model, not a curated record